Micromonas pusilla CCMP1545 is the source of this 1047-nucleotide messenger RNA. RefSeq lists its product as uncharacterized. The transcript is spliced from 2 exons. The record is from RefSeq and is a predicted model, not a curated record. Lineage: Eukaryota; Viridiplantae; Chlorophyta; Mamiellophyceae; Mamiellales; Mamiellaceae. Bases 1 to 1047 code for a protein of 348 amino acids.
AUGGCGCCGGGGGCCUCGAACGCGCUCGCGGGCGCGUUCGAUAAGCAGGAAGAGCGCCAGGCGAUCGGGAACGUCUUGGGCGGCGCGGGCGAGGAGCGAAGCGAGCCGUCGUUCGUGAACUACGCGAACUACGCCCAGGCCGCGGGCGGACCCGGCGCGCUGCUCGGCGACGCGUCGGCGUCCGCCGCCAACACGACGACGUCCGGAAAGACCAUCCCGGCGCCCAACGUCCCGGUCGGGACAACAAAAAAUAACGCCACCUCCGCGACCGUUACCCGCACCACAAACGCGUGGGUCUCCGCGCCGCCGCCGCCGCCGUUCGGCGGCUUGCGCGGAGGGUUAUCGCGCGCGGUGGCGACGGCGACGGCGACGGCGGCGGCGGGCGGCGGGGACCCGUCGACGCCGCCGGGGGCCCGUCCGGGGAGCGCGCGGCACGCGCGACGCGCGAGCGCGGACGGGUCCCCGAACGGCGGCGGCGCGGCGGACGAGCUCGCGAGCCAGCUCGCCGGCGUCUCCGUCGCGGAAGGCGGCGGCGGCGGCGGCGGCGGGUCCCCGAGCGGGCAAGCCGACCUAGGGUCGCCGCCGACGCACGUCGGUAUGGCGGCGCCGCCGAUGCCCGCGGGCGCGCCGCCUUUACCGUGGGGCCCGCGCGGCGGCGGCGGUCCCGGCGGUCCCGGCGGUCCCGGCGCGCAGCAGUUCGUCCCGCCCGCGCCGAACGGCGCGUGGGGCCCCGGCCCCGGGUCGCCGAACUCGGCGCAACAGCAACAGCAACAACAGAUGCAAGCCGCCAUCCUCGCCGCGCAGGCGGGGUACCACCCGGACGCGGCGCAGUACGGCGCGCCGCACCCCGCCGACGCGUACGGCGGGCAUCACCCGGGCGCUUGGAACGUGAGUGGUCAGCACGGCGGCGCGCCGCAUCCCGGCGACCCCGGGGGCCCGCACGCGGGGAUGCAUCCGGGGAUGGACCCGCGGCAACAGCAGGCGAUCGCGAUGCAGCAGCAGGUGCUUCUCUACACUGGUCCCCAUACGACCGCGUCGGCGUGGUGA